Camelina sativa (false flax) is the source of this 1567-nucleotide messenger RNA. The record is from RefSeq and is a predicted model, not a curated record. NCBI's taxonomy places the organism in Eukaryota, Viridiplantae, Streptophyta, Magnoliopsida, Brassicales, Brassicaceae.
UCCCCCAAUUGCUUCAGAACUCUAAUAAAAUAAAAGAGUAGUUUCCACUGAACCAUCCUCAGAUUUUCACAAGAGCAAGUCAUGAACUUGUGAAAGAUGAAUAUUUCGUUUCGUCCUUGAAUGAUUGAUCAAUUACUAUAUUUCAGUGUUGAGAUGGGUUGGUGGUGGAGGAAGAAGAAGUCAAUAGAGGCCGCUAAAAAGCAGACGUUGGUCCAUGAGAACGGCAAGGUGUUGUUAGAAAAGCUCAUUGAAUAUUGCAACGGAAAAUCCAAUCCAAUCAAAAUCUUUUCUGCCUCUCAGAUCCUUGAUGCAACCGACAACUUCAGCCACAGUAAAGUUCGUACCCCGCUUAAUCGCUACAAUCGCUACAAAUGUUACAGAGGUAUGCUGGAAGACCGCCUCGUGCUUGUCAAGUUAUGGGUAGAAGAGGAUUGUCACGGCAGUGGAAAGGCUUGCUGUGACAUAGCAAUAUCAUCAAUGGUUAGUGGUCACAAGAAUUUCCUCAAGCUGUUAGGAUGCUGUCUUGAGUUUCCUUAUCCAGUUCUAGUCUAUGAAUAUGCAGAGAGUAUAAUAUGCAGACCACAAAAUGGAUCAAAAUAUUUAUUUGAUGUGAGUUUACCAUGGGAUGUGAGAAUGAAGAUUGCGAAGGAGGUCGCAGACGCUUUAACAUACCUUCACACUGCAUUCUCAAAGAGUAUCAUCCACAAAGAUAUAAUACCGUGUAAGAUCUUCUUGGAUGAGAAAGGGACAGCUAAGCUUACUGAGUUCGACAACUCUGUUUUGAUUCCAGAAGGAGAAAAGUUUGUUGAAGAUGUUAUAGAGGGAACAUUUGGGUACCUUGAUCACAUCUAUAUGAAUACUGGGAGAGUAACAGAGAAUACUGAUGUCUAUGGCUUUGGAGCAUUCAUGCUUACUCUUUUGACCGCAAUGAACCCGAGUCUUGUUGACAAACUAUAAAAGGAUUGUCCUAUCAAGUUAAUUGAAGACGACAGGUUUGUUGAGAUUAUUGAUCCAGAGGUGUUGGAAAGCUGCAAGGAACAAGAGCUAUUGCAAAUAAAAGCUAUCCUCAUAUUUUCACUGAGAUGCAUUGGCUGUGUAGGAGAAGUUCCAAAAAUGAUUGAAGUUGGCAAAGAACUUAAGAGGAUGCUUGUUCAAGCCAAAACCAAAUUGCAUUAAGCAGAAGAAAUGCUGAAAGGAGGCUUUGCAUGGCAUUACAUACAUCAUGAUAAGCAUGAGGCAAGAGACAAAAAAAAAAAAGGUUUGUGGGCUUCACAACAUCCAUAGGAACCAUGGGACUGGAGACAAAAGAAUAGGCGUGUGUAGAAAGUUUUUCUGGAAAGAUCUUAUUCUGUAGAUCAACUAGAGGGUCUUUUGAAAUCUUUCCCUUAGGACAAAGCUUGUGAAUGCAAAUGUGUGUAACCAAGAAACAAAGGGGUGAAUGAUAUAAAUAUAUCAAACAAACCUCUUCUCCAAUGGAUCUUUCCAUAAGCAUGUAUUUUGGGAGCCUAUUGUUAUUGGAGAGGUGAUUUUUAAAUCCAUAUGGAAUUGUAAAUUCUAAAAAUCAAAA